Molecule: messenger RNA, 636 nt
Organism: Vollenhovia emeryi
Lineage: Eukaryota; Metazoa; Arthropoda; Insecta; Hymenoptera; Formicidae
Product: dnaJ homolog subfamily B member 12-like
Exons: 2
Coding region: 413-613 (66 amino acids)
Biological process (GO): cellular response to misfolded protein
Cellular component (GO): endoplasmic reticulum membrane
Molecular function (GO): Hsp70 protein binding
Source: RefSeq, a predicted model, not a curated record
AGCUUACUCCAUGUAUUGUAGACCAGCCUUAAGACAUCCAGCACCCGACAAGUACAUUCCGAUUCAGAAGGGCCGAUUGCACGCGGAGAUUCCUCGAAUCUCCCGAAUAUCGAUCAUCCCGCGAAUUGCCUCCGAGAGCCUCUUCACUCGUGCGUACAGCUGAUUCGCGUGACGACCGAUCAGCAGGGCCGAUCAACGAUUCCGGGAUUAACGGCGCCCGUCCUGACGUGCCUCGCGUCGUCUGCGUUCAGCCGCUCAGCUGUCGUGACGAUGCUCGUGAUGUAAUAACCGAAUUACUAUGGUACAGUGUCGGGACCGUCGGGGUUGAGGGUUCACGCCUCACGCGUUAUUUACCAUUCUGCCCCGUCACUGCGAUCGCGAGUGAACUCGGUUCAACUCCCCUCGGGCGGCGAUGGACGAGAUGGACAGCAAUAAGGACGAGGCGGAGCGAUGCAUGGAGCUCGCGGAGCGGUUUAUGCGGGAGCGAAAAUACGAGGAGGCCGAGAAAUUCGCCCGCAAGGCCCAGAAGCUUUAUCCGACGAAGAAGGCCGAGGAUCUGCUGGCGGAAGUGACUCUCCAAGCAGAAUCAGAAAUCCGAGUCGGCGGAGCCUAACGUUAGAAAGCGGCAAAAUGUAG